CUUUCAGCCUCUGUAAUCUUCAAUUCAGACUGAUGACAGAAAUUCCAGAUGACUGCUUCUCCAGUACUCUUAAGCUAUGAGGAGGAUGAAAGGAAGAAAGAGGGGAUGUUUCUUACCUUUAACCUUUAUCGUGCUGUUUGUCUGUAUCACUGGGCAUGCAGCUGAUGACUCUGAUGAUGGGGAAGAAGAGGAUGUUCUGGGUGUUCCUUUACCACCACUGAAACUGGGGCAUUCAGACUGUGCCCUGAAAGCAGAUGAAGGUCCUUGCAAAGCAAUCCACAUGCGCUAUUACUUCAACAUUCAGAGCCGUGAGUGUGAAAUCUUUGAAUAUGGUGGAUGCCACGGCAAUGCGAACAACUUUCUAACUUUGGAAGAAUGUCAGAACAAAUGUGUGGUAACAGAAUUGCCUCUGGAGGUGAUGCUAGCAAAAAUUAAGAGAGAAAAGCCCAACUUCUGUUAUCAUGAAAAAGACCCUGGAAUCUGCCGAGGCUUUUUUUCCAGGUAUUUCUAUAACAAAGAGACAAAAGUAUGUGAAAUAUUCAAGUAUGGUGGGUGCCUAGGAAACCAGAACAACUUUAGGAGUUUGGAAGAAUGCCAGACUACCUGCCAAGGCAACCCAAACUUACUGUCACUUGUUCCAGAUGAGGAACAUCCUGACCGUAUGAACAGUAGCUCCCCAGAGGAAGAACACAGUCAGUUUCCUGAAAUUUUUGUAAAUUUGUUGCCAACUGCUCCAAAUGAGGGAGAGUCCCAUACUGUGAACAGCAGUUACCCAGAGGAAGAGCGCAAGCGAUUUCCCAGUUCUUUUGUUAUGCAAGAGGAAACACGAAACAAUUGGGAAAAGACUGAGCAUUCUUACCAAGUAUUCCUGUUUGUUCUUUUUUUGCAUUUACUUAUUGUACUUUUGGGUGUUGAAUGAUGGUUUGAGAUUGAUCAAUGCUUUUGUGUAUUAUACAGUCUGUGAGAUAAUGAGCAUGUGGAAUAACAUUUCUGUGCUCCUUGAUAGAAUCAUGUCUAACAAAUUUUGAAUGUAUGAUAUAUUCUAAUUUUUUUGCUUGUACUUUGAUGAUGUACAGUUGGUUUGAGGUAAGUUUCUGAGAUAGCUGGAUUUUUUCCACAUGCGAAACAUCAAUGCACUCUGCUAUUAAAAUGACUGAAUAUAAAACAAUAAGCCUCUUGGCAGCUUAUUUUACUGAAAAAUAUUUGCAUAAUUUAAGACCUGGUAAUAAAUCUACUGAUACAGGAUUGUACCUGCUCUCAGAUUUUUACUCAUAAUAUGAAAUCCCCAGAUCCACAAAGCAACUAACUUAUAAAAGCAAAGAGACAUUAUUCACUGUGUUUUCUCUGAGAAAACUGGAGAAAAAAGGAAAAAAAAAGUUCUUGGUUAUAUCAGCAAUGGUGAAUUUUGAGGUAAAGCAGAUGGUCAGAGAGACUGGAAGGCUAGUGGAAGAAAGGCUGCAGUAACAAGGGUAGAUAGAGUCGAUGUAGUGGAAAACAUGAAAUUGGAAGGAUUGAUGAAAUUCAGUAGAAAAUAUGAAGACCUUACCUUCUUCUCUACUUCGUAAUCUUUGCCUGUCUUGCACCAGGCAGCACCUGAAGUUGCAAAGUAGAGCUGUUUCACACAAAUAUGCACUUUCCAUAGACCUCUGUGAGGGAUGAGAAUAUAGUUGUACACAUACAAGGUUCAGAUGGGCUGCUUGGGGUGGAGUGUCUGAUUCUUGUCUUCUCAAGCACAGAUGAAGUAGCUGAUCUGCUACCAAAACAUAUCUUGUGUGUUUGUUGGUCUGGCUAUGUAUUUUCUUUUUUUAAAAAUACUUGACUUUAAAUAAAUAAAUAAAUAAAAUCCAAGGACUUAUCAAUUUGAGAACACCUCACAAUGCAAUUGAAAUGCUUUUCCUGUUGAUUUCAAGAAAAAAAAAAAAAAAACAUAUUAUUGAUGGUAUGUAUAACUCUACCAUAAUAUCAAAUUAAUAUAUUUCCAGAAAAAUUCUUCAUCUUUAGAAGAUAAAGUUUUUCCAAGGCCAAAAGAAACUGGUGUUUUGGCAUGUAAACAUAAGACUAGUGCUCUCUCCCAGCAGUUAACUUUCUUGCAGAGAGUCAAUAUAUUUCUGAUGUCAUCUAAAACAGAUUCUAAGGAUGUGAAAGUAAAGGCAAGAAUCAAGACUCUUAUUUCUAGAUCAAGUGAAGUGACCUAUGGAAAUUAGGAGUGCUGUAUAGUACAUUCAGCUUGUGAAAUCUAAGUGGGAUGUAAGAUCAAAUGUCAGCUUUCCACUCAGUAAGUAUGAAAUGGCAGAAAGAAGCAGCUCCUAUUCUUAUUUCUUAAAGUCAGGGCCAUAUCUUCUGCUGAUAUAAAUUGACACAGCUCUAUUUGCUUUAAUGGUUCUGCACCAAUUUAUGCCUAGAGAAUACUGUUAAGUGGAGAUGACUCAUUAUUGUUUGUAGCAGUUUGUGUACUUGAAAAGUGUUUUAUUAUCCCUCUGCUGUAAUUGGAAUGAGAAACUGAAGUCUGAAUAUUUAAAAAAACUGGCAGUAAGUCUGAAGUUUCACGUAUGCCACAAUCCUGUGUUUAGUGAGAUUAUGGAGUAAGUCUUAUUUUCAUCUAGCUCAUGAAGAUCAUUUCAAACGUCUUUAAUAUUAUAAUUAAUUAACAGUUCAUUGUCACACAUUUCAACCCCAGAGAAGCCUGAGAUAAAGUGCUUUUUGUUGCAAAUUAAGUUUGAGAUUUUUUUUUUAAUAAAUACGAGUCCAUAUCUAAAUGUAAAUGUUUCAUAAAUUCCUUAGUAUGACCAUAUCUCUUGUUUACAUCAGAGGGAGGGCUGUCUGGGAUUCAAGAAAAGACAUUAUUUUAAGACUUGUAUUUUAAACUGUGAGCUUUAAAAGAUUUCUGGGUAACAACUUGUAGGAAGCUGUUGGAUGUCAUUCACCUAUAUGAAUUCUGAAUUCUUUUUUGCCAUGCCCAUUCGUGACCUGACUUUUAUCACAUAUUUUUUGCACAUAAUAUGCAUAGUUAAUCUAAGGUUAUGAUCUUAGUAUUGAGUAUUUAAAACCUAUUUAAAUGAGAUAUUUUGGAUAAACAGAACAGGAUGAACACAAGCAUGAAGACAGUCUUAUGGCCUUGUUGAUGUCAGUGCAAAUAUUGGUUUGAUUUUUUUAUGAAAUGAAUCAAUUGCCAUAGGAUCGGCUAUGUGACUCCAUACAUAAUGAAGUUAGAAAGCAUUUCAUGACAUUUGUUACUUUGUGGCUUCGUAUGAUCCAAAAGAUGUUGAUGUGUUGGCAUGUGGAAUGUAAUAAAUAAUGCUAAAUGCAGUGUAAAAAUGGUAUUGGUAAAGCACAAUCUAAACUGAGAGCAAAGUAAAUUAAAAAAAAACACUUCUAUCUGGACUAAUCUCUCAAUGAACUUGACAUCUGUAAUUAACUCAUACAAAUUUAAUGAUUACAUUAGGGGAAAAUAUUUCUGGAAGUGGGAUAUGUGUUGGCAGUUUUUGUUUGUUUUUAUUGUUUUUAAUAUAUAUCCCUUAGUCUCUGCAAUUUCAUCAUUUGUAGGAUUUGCUUAUUUCUUUUUUUUUCCUCAUAGAAAAGCCAGGAGAUAAAAACCAUUUCAACAAUUUUCAGAAUUUUGCUAUAUGACAAAAUUAAGAGGUUUUCUUCAUGAGUUGAUUGCUUCUGUCAGUAUGAAAAAUAUGCAGAUACUUUGCAGAUGAGCAGAAAUAAUGUUUUAGCGUCUUGGGCAUUUUUCUGCUGAUCUAAACAAUAAUAUUUUUAGGAACAGUACAAAUUUAGAAACAAAAUACAAUACGUAAUCUUUAGAAACAGGGAUUCUGAAAAGCAUUUGGAUGCCACUCUGCCAGUUGCUUUAUACAUACUAUAGAAAGUCCUUACUUAUCAGUUACCAAAGCUCCAAAAGCUUUAAUUGUUGAGAACCCCUGCAUGAGGGGACUUGGGAAUCUCUCUAGAAAAUCUACAUACCAGACAAGGAGUUUGUAUUACAAGUAUAUAUUUCAAUUCUAUUAUAAUUAACAAAACAAUUUAAUUUACCUCCUUCAUCACUGGAAAACCUUUGUAUUGCUAUAAAAUAGGUAAGCACAUUUUGUUGUGUUGGGUGGCUUUUUUUUCUUGAUGUUUCAAAAAAUUUAUUUUGAAUAUUAGUUUCCUUCCAGCUACGGUGUCAUGAAAAAAUCAGCCUUCUGUGAAUGGUAAAAACAGCAGCCCUAAAAUCACCAGCAUUGCAGUUGUUUUGAGCACUUAAAUCUUUGCAUUCAAUCAUUUGUUUUUCUGCAAGUUAGAAGCAUUUUCGUGAUGAUUGCUCGGCAUUCUCCAAUAGAACAAACUUUGUUACUUAGGUCAAGCUUUCUAUAUUCUUAAAAAAAAAAAAAA
This is a messenger RNA of Phasianus colchicus (ring-necked pheasant), 4374 nucleotides long. It is a transcript of the gene TFPI, whose product is annotated as tissue factor pathway inhibitor. Gene Ontology annotation, molecular function: serine-type endopeptidase inhibitor activity. Lineage: Eukaryota; Metazoa; Chordata; Aves; Galliformes; Phasianidae. Gene Ontology annotation, cellular component: extracellular region. The record is from RefSeq and is a predicted model, not a curated record. Gene Ontology annotation, biological process: negative regulation of peptidase activity.